This is a messenger RNA of Pteropus alecto (black flying fox), 3889 nucleotides long. It is a transcript of the gene SORCS1, whose product is annotated as sortilin related VPS10 domain containing receptor 1. Lineage: Eukaryota; Metazoa; Chordata; Mammalia; Chiroptera; Pteropodidae. Gene Ontology annotation, biological process: post-Golgi vesicle-mediated transport. The transcript has 27 exons. Gene Ontology annotation, cellular component: membrane; Golgi apparatus. Gene Ontology annotation, molecular function: protein binding. The record is from RefSeq and is a predicted model, not a curated record. Bases 3 to 3542 code for a protein of 1179 amino acids.
CAAUGGGAAAAGUUGGCGCCGGCCGCGGCUCCCCGGCCGGGCUGAGCGCGCUCCUCGCCGGCGCAGGGCUCUUGGUCCUCUGCGCCCCGGGCGCCUGUGGCGGCGGCUCUUGCAGCCCCCAGCUGCACCCCAGUUCGGCCCCACGCUGGGCUUCGACCCCGGGGGGCUUUUUUCACCAGGGACCUCGAGGCAGGGCUCCUGCCACGCCCCUGCCCCUUCUCGGGCGCCCUCUGUUCGCAGUGGCCCCCGGAGACCGAGCGCUGUCCCUGGAGCGGGCCUCGGACACCGGGUCGUCGGUGGCGGUUGCUCCACGCUCUGGCCGGAGGAGACGGAGCGGAGCGGAUCAGGAGAAGGCAGAGCAAGGCGAGGGCGCGAGUAGAAGCCCCCGGGGAGUGCUAAGGGACGGAGGGCUGCAGCAGCCUGGGACUCUGGAGAGGGACCCGGACAAAGCCACUCGCUUCCGGAUGGAGGAGCUGAAACUGACCAGCACCACGUUCGCUCUGACAGGAGACUCGGCACACAACCAAGCUAUGGUCCACUGGUCUGGCCACAACAGCAGCGUGAUUCUCAUUUUGACAAAGCUCUAUGACUAUAACCUGGGGAGCAUCACCGAGAGCUCGCUUUGGAGGUCAACCGAUUAUGGGACAACCUAUGAGAAGCUGAAUGAUAAAGUUGGAUUGAAAACAAUUUUAAGCUAUCUCUACGUGUGUCCUACCAACAAGCGUAAGAUUCUGUUACUCACGGAUCCAGAGAUUGAGAGCAGUUUAUUGAUCAGCUCAGAUGAAGGAGCCACCUAUCAAAAGUACCGGCUGAACUUCUACAUCCAGAGUUUGCUUUUUCAUCCUAAGCAAGAAGACUGGAUUCUGGCAUACAGCCAAGACCAAAAGUUAUACAGCUCUGCUGAGUUUGGGAGAAGGUGGCAGCUUAUCCAGGAAGGGGUUGUACCCAACAGGUUCUACUGGUCUGUGAUGGGAUCAAACAAGGAACCGGAUCUUGUGCAUCUUGAAGCCAGAACUAUGGAUGGUCAUUCGCAGUACCUAACUUGCCGAAUGCAGAACUGCACAGAGGCCAACAGAAAUAAACCUUUUCCAGGCUACAUUGACCCAGAUUCUUUGAUUGUCCAGGAUGAUUAUGUGUUUGUUCAGCUGACAUCAGGAGGACGGCCACAUUAUUACGUGUCCUACCGAAGGAAUGCGUUCGCCCAGAUGAAGCUUCCCAAAUACGCUUUGCCCAAGGACAUGCAUGUCAUCAGCACAGAUGAGAAUCAAGUGUUUGCAGCGGUCCAAGAAUGGAACCAAAAUGACACAUAUAACCUCUACAUCUCAGACACCCGAGGUGUCUACUUCACCCUGGCCUUGGAGAAUGUCCAGAGCAGCAGAGGCCCUGAAGGCAAUGUCAUGAUCGACCUUUAUGAGGUAGCAGGGAUAAAGGGAAUGUUCUUGGCUAACAAGAAGAUUGACAACCAAGUGAAGACUUUCAUCACGUAUAACAAAGGCAGAGACUGGCGUUUGCUGCAGGCACCAGAUACGGAUUUGAGGGGGGACCCUGUGCACUGCUUACUGCCUUAUUGCUCACUACACCUUCACCUGAAGGUCUCUGAGAAUCCCUAUACAUCAGGCAUCAUUGCCAGCCGAGACACAGCUCCUAGCAUCAUUGUGGCUUCAGGCAACAUAGGUUCUGAACUGUCAGACAACGACAUCAGCAUGUUUGUCUCUUCAGAUGCAGGGAACACUUGGAGGCAGAUCUUUGAAGAAGAGCACAGUGUUCUCUAUCUGGAUCAGGGUGGAGUCCUGGUUGCUAUGAAGCACACGUCUCUCCCAAUUCGGCAUCUCUGGUUGAGUUUUGAUGAAGGGAGAUCUUGGAGCAAAUACAGUUUCACAUCUAUUCCACUCUUUGUGGAUGGAGUUCUGGGUGAGCCUGGGGAAGAAACUCUUAUCAUGACAGUGUUUGGACACUUUAGCCACCGCUCUGAAUGGCAGCUGGUCAAAGUCGACUACAAGUCCAUUUUCGAUAGACGCUGUGCCGAGGAGGACUACAGACCUUGGCAGCUGCACAGCCAGGGGGAAGCCUGCAUCAUGGGAGCAAAAAGGAUAUAUAAGAAGCGAAAAUCAGAGCGGAAAUGUAUGCAAGGAAAAUAUGCCGGAGCUAUGGAAUCUGAGCCCUGUGUCUGCACAGAGGCUGAUUUUGACUGUGACUAUGGUUAUGAGAGACACAGCAAUGGUCAGUGCCUGCCAGCAUUUUGGUUCAAUCCAUCUUCUCUUUCGAAGGAUUGCAGCUUGGGACAGAGUUACCUCAAUAGUACUGGGUAUAGAAAGGUGGUUUCCAAUAAUUGCACUGAUGGAGUGAGAGAACGGUACACUGCCAAACCACAAAAGUGUCCAGGGAAGGCCCCACGAGGGCUCCGGAUCAUCACCGCUGAUGGAAAGCUGACAGCAGAACAAGGGCACAAUGUUACUCUCAUGGUGCAAUUGGAAGAGGGUGACGUUCAGAGGACAUUCAUUCAAGUGGACUUCGGUGAUGGCAUCGCAGUGUCUUAUGUCAACCUCAGCUCCAUGGAAGAUGGGAUCAAACACGUCUAUCACAAUGUGGGCAUUUUCCGAGUGACCGUGCAGGUGGACAACAGUCUUGGGUCUGACAACGCCGUCCUGUACUUACAUGUAACUUGUCCCUUGGAGCACGUACACCUGUCUCUUCCCUUUGUCACCACAAAGAACAAAGAGGUCAACGCGACCGCAGUGCUGUGGCCCAGCCAAGUGGGCACCCUCACUUACGUGUGGUGGUACGGAAACAACACGGAGCCUUUGAUCACCUUGGAGGGAAGCAUAUCGUUCAAGUUUACAUCUGAAGGGAUGAACACCAUUACAGUGCAGGUCUCAGCUGGGAACGCCAUCCUGCAAGACACCAAGACCAUCGCGGUGUACGAGGAAUUCCGGUCCCUUCGCCUGUCCUUUUCUCCAAACCUGGACGACUACAACCCAGACAUCCCUGAGUGGAGAAGGGACAUCAGCCGAGUCAUCAAAAAGUCCCUGGUGGAAGCCACGGGGGUGCCAAGCCAGCACAUCUUGGUGGCCGUGCUUCCAGGCUUACCCACCGCUGCUGAGCUCUUUGUCUUGCCAUAUCAGGAUCCAACAGGAGAAAACAAAAGAUCAGCUGAGGACCUGGAGCAGAUAUCAGAACUACUGAUCCACAAGCUCAAUCAAAACUCGGUGCACUUUGAGCUGAAGCCUGGAGUCCAAGUCCUUGUUCACGCAGCUCACUUAACAGCAGCCCCAUUGGUGGACUUGACUCCAACCCACAGUGGAUCUGCCAUGCUGAUGCUGCUCUCUGUGGUGUUUGUGGGGCUGGCAGUGUUCGUCAUCUACAAGUUCAAAAGGAAGAUCCCGGGGAUUAAUGUUUAUGCCCAGAUGCAGAAUGAGAAAGAACGAGAGAUGGUCAGUCAAGUCAGUCACACUGAAAACAGGCCCCAUAUCCCUCAGACUGAACUAAGGAGGCCUGGCCAGCUGAUAGAUGAGAAGGUGGAAUCACAGCUCAUAGGAGAGUAGCUUUACCCUCCCCUCCCUCCCCUUCUGCUCAACCUGGUGACUCAUCUCUCCGAUUGCAAAGAGCAAGACACGCCACUCCACCUUCAACGCCAAAGCGGGGAUCUGCUGGGGCACAAUUUGCAAUUUAAGGAAAAUCCCCAAAGGCUACAGGCGACCUGCUGAUCAGGAAAGAAUUUCGCUCUUGUCAAGUGCAUCAUCCUUCAUGACCACUAACUUUAUGUUUUCUUUCUUUCCUUUGUUGUUCUGUUUCCUAUUUUGCCAGAAAGUAUUUCCAUAGUUGCUGAGAAUCAAAGCACAAAAGAAAUCCCUACCUAUGUAAAUGUUUGAAUGGAGGACGCCAGUAAAAA